Cylindrotheca closterium is the source of this 924-nucleotide messenger RNA. The record is from the annotation of a GenBank genome assembly. Lineage: Eukaryota; Bacillariophyta; Bacillariophyceae; Bacillariales; Bacillariaceae.
AUGGCUCAGAAUCCCCUGUUAGGAAAUCGAAUCUCCUUGAUUUCGAAAAAGGAUAUACGAUACGAAGGAAUUUUAUACUCCAUUAAUGAAGCGGACUCCACGUUAGCCCUCCAAAAUGUCCGAGCGUUCGGCACGGAAGGACGCGAGAAAGUUGAUUCAUCGAAUUAUAUAGGGCCUCAAGAUGCUGUCCACCCUUAUUUGCUGUUCAGAGGGUGUGACAUUAAAGAUUUACAUGUCCACGAAAGUGAGGCGAAGUUAGAAAAGACCAGGGCACCUGAGGCGGCACACCACACCGCGCACACGAAUGCUACCGUUUCUGAUAAAUCAAAUACACAGCCGCAAGUGGAUUCGUCGGCAACUCACGGGAAGGAUGACACGAAGGUCGCUCAAAAAACAAAACCAGUGAUAGUGGAACAAGGUAAUAUUGGAUCAAACAAAUCGAAGCAGUCUAGAAAGUCGAUCCCAGUUCACCAGGUGGGGACUGGGGCUAGUUUAUUAAGUCGAAAAGCAAGAGGAAGCGUUACUGUUGUUCCUGCAACGCCGAGCGAAGAAUUUGAUAUUCAAUCGAAGUUGGCGGAAUUCACAAAAGAUGUACCAUCAAAAGAUCAGUCUGACGACACCGGCGAUAUUCUCGAACCAUCCAAGUCAUAUGAGAAGGAUGACUUUUUUGACUCGAUUUCGUGCGAUUCGUUGGAUAACCAGCACGGAAUUGACAAUCGAUUGCGGGGUGCAAAAGAACGAAACCUAAAUACAGAAACGUUUGGUGCUGUCGCUCUGAACUCGCAGCGCCGUCGUCGACGUGGGGGUGGACGUGGGGGUAGAGGCCGCGGAAGAGGUGGACGGGGAAGGGGCCGCGGACGAAAUGGAAAUCGUUGGGGGUUGAGCAACAGUUCUGACUCAAGACCACAAGCCGCCACUUCAUGA